AUGCGGUGCGCGAGCAAGACCGCCGAGAGCGCGUCCGCACGUCUCUGUGCGGACGCCGAAGCAGAAACCGCAGCAACUGAUGUAUCAUCGGUUGCUGAAGCGACUCAGCCUGUGUCACCUGUUUUUGCAGGCGCUCGUCAUGAAGACACUCACGUCUUCACAGAGUAUGAGCGCGGUGUCUCAUACUGUCCUGAUACGGAAGACGGAUCCGUAUCGACGGCGAUCGAAUCUAAGCCGCCUGCCAAGCGUGGCAUGGAUGAUGCUAUGCGUCGUAGCAUCUUUGGUUCAUCUGACGAAUCAGAUGAACCAUCGCCAAAGCGUAGGCGCUCGAGAUCGCAAGACUCGGGCGCUAACAGUGGUGUCGGUUCUUCUAUUGACACCCCUUCGCAGCGAGGUACCAGUACUUCUGUCGGCACGUCGCAGGAAGAGCGGGACCGCAGCGUGUUGCGUCUCGCUCCCGAGAAGAAGGCAUGGAUGCCUCCAAAAUCCGUCAUGGAUCACUUAUCGGCAACGACGAGUGAUCGUUAUCGAACACGGUUGUUCGAUUCGUCAAGGAUCCAUCACCUUGACCCCAGUGCGAAAAACUAUCGCACUGAACAUGAGUUCUUCAUCGAUGCUCUAUUUAAACAUCGAUAA
Messenger RNA from Peronospora matthiolae, 636 nucleotides. Lineage: Eukaryota; Oomycota; Peronosporomycetes; Peronosporales; Peronosporaceae. The record is from the annotation of a GenBank genome assembly.